AUAAUAUUAUUAUUAAUUAAACAAAUAUUUGAAGAUAUAUAGAGUGUGAGAAAGUUGCAGUGGAUACAGUUGGGAAGUUAUGAGGACACCAACAAACAGAAAUGUGAGAAUCAUACCAUUUCAGUAUCCAUAUACUGAUGGAAAUGGGACAGCAUCGACAUCGUUGACUCCUUCGUUGUCGAGAUGGAAGGAGAAGUUUGACCGAAUGAAAAUGAUGGAUUGGGUUGAGAUGUUUGUUCCUUGUACAAGGUGGAUUAGGACUUAUAAUUGGCGUGAGUAUUUACAGCCUGAUUUGGUUUCAGGUGUUACUGUUGGUAUCAUGCUUGUUCCACAGUCUAUGUCAUACGCCAAGCUAGCUGGACUUCAACCAAUAUAUGGACUUUAUACCGGAUUAGUACCGAUAUUUGUGUAUUCCAUAUUUGGGUCAUCACGUCAACUUGCCGUUGGUCCAGUAGCAUUGGUUUCAUUAUUGGUCUCAAAUGUUCUAGGCAAUGUUGACUCAUCUGGUGAAUUGUAUACAGAACUAGCUAUACUAUUGUCACUAAUGGUUGGGAUUCUAGAAUGCACAAUGGGGCUCUUGAGGCUAGGAUGGCUGAUACGAUUUAUCAGCCACUCUGUGAUUUCUGGCUUUACUACAUCUUCAGCAAUUGUUAUUGCCCUGUCUCAGGCAAAAUACUUCUUGGGAUAUAGUGUAGAGAGAAGCAGCGAAAUAAUUCCUCUGGUUAGGAGUAUAAUAUCAGGGGCAGAUAAGUUCUCAUGGCCUCCUUUCGUGAUGGGUUCAACGAUUCUUGCAAUCAUGUUGACCAUGAAGCACUUGGGUAAAACGAGGAAGAACUUACGGUUUUUGCGAGCAGCUGGUCCCCUUACUGCAGUUGUUUUGGGUACAACUUUUGUGAAAAUAUUUCAUCCAUCUUCUAUAUCUCUGGUGGGAAAUAUACCUCAAGGGCUUCCCUCGUUUUCCAUCCCUAAAGAGUUUGGGCAUAUGAAGUCUUUAAUCUCUACAACAUUUCUAAUUACUGGAGUGGCUAUACUGGAAUCUGUUGGGAUCGCCAAAGCCCUAGCUGCAAAGAAUGGAUAUGAAUUAGAUUCAAAUCAAGAGUUAUUUGGCCUUGGAGUAGCUAAUAUUUUCGGGUCCUUCUUCUCAGCAUACCCUGCAACAGGUUCCUUCUCAAGAUCAGCCGUUAAUCAUGAAAGUGGUGCAAAAACUGGUUUGUCAGGAAUUAUUAUGGGCCUUAUCAUAUGCUCAGCUUUGUUAUUCAUGACACCAUUGUUUGAAUAUAUACCUCAGUGUGCUCUGGCUGCCAUUGUCGUCGCGGCUGUCAUUGGACUUGUGGACUAUGAAGAAGCAAUAUUCUUAUGGCGAGUAGAUAAGAAAGACUUUUUUCUCUGGACAGUUACCAGUGCAACUACAUUAUUCCUCGGGAUAGAGAUUGGUGUCCUUGUUGGCGUUGGUUUUUCGCUUGCUUUUGUGAUACAUGAAUCUGCAAAUCCACAUAUUGCUGUGUUGGGGCGUCUUCCUGGCACCACUGUUUACCGAAACACCCAACAGUAUCCAGAAGCAUAUACUUACAAUGGAAUUGUGAUUGUUCGCAUAGAUGCUCCUAUCUAUUUUGCCAAUACAAGCUUUAUAAAAGACAGGUUGCGGGAGUAUGAACUUGCAGUUGACCAAUCCACCAGCCGACGUGGACCAGAAGUUGAAAGAAUAUAUUUUGUGAUCCUAGAGUUGGCACCUGUUACCUAUGUUGACUCCAGUGCAGUUCAAGCUUUGAAAGAGCUGUACCAAGAAUACAAAUCAAGAAAUAUCCAGAUAGCCAUUGCUAAUCCAAACAGAGAUGUUCUUUUAACUCUAGCAAAAUCUGGAUUUAUCGACCUAGUAGGUAAAGAAUGGUGUUUUGUAAGAGUGCAUGAUGCUGUUCAAGUUUGUCUUCAAUAUGUGCAGACCUCAGUCCCUUCCCCGAGAACACCACGACCAUCUAUUCACAACAGUUCCAGCUAUUCAGACAUGCUGAAAGAGAGACGUAAAGAGGACUUCUCCGCAGCUGAAACGGAGUCGGGUGAAAGAGGACGUUUACUAUCCAGAGACUCAGACCCUACAUUGGAGCCAUUGUUGGAGGAAAUAUCUCGAAACUGAUGUCUUUUUUUGCUUAUAAAUUUGUAUUGGCUUGUACUAUAUUUAAUAAGUACGAUUAUACUUGAAACUCCUUAACCCUGAUGAUUUUUUCAGUUGGAUGAGGAGGCUUGGGAUUCUAACCUGUAACUGCCAUUCAAGCCAAGUAUUUUUUUUUUGGCUUGUCCAUCUCUUCUAUUGGUCCUUUUUGUUAUAUGUAUACAAUUUAGUCCUCGAGUUCA
Molecule: messenger RNA, 2349 nt
Organism: Erigeron canadensis
Lineage: Eukaryota; Viridiplantae; Streptophyta; Magnoliopsida; Asterales; Asteraceae
Product: sulfate transporter 4.1, chloroplastic-like
Exons: 17
Coding region: 80-2131 (683 amino acids)
Biological process (GO): transmembrane transport
Cellular component (GO): membrane
Molecular function (GO): secondary active sulfate transmembrane transporter activity
Source: RefSeq, a predicted model, not a curated record